AUGGCUUAUUUACUUCCACACUUGAAUUCUGGAUGGGCUGUUGAUCAGGCAAUAGUAACAGAGGAGGAUAGAAUUAUUGUGAUACGGUUUGGACAUGACUGGGAUGCAACUUGUAUGGAAAUGGAUGAAACUUUGAGUAAAAUUGCGGAAAAAGUAAAGAAUAUGUGUAUUAUUUAUUUAGUGGAUAUUACUAAAGUACCAGAUUUUAACAAAAUGUAUGAAUUAUAUGAUGCCUGUUCGGUGAUGUUUUUCUUUAGAAAUAAGCAUAUUAUGAUAGAUUUAGGAACUGGUGAUAAUAACAAAAUUAAUUGGGCAAUAACUGACAAACAAGAAAUGAUUGAUAUUAUUGAAACUGUGUAUAGAGGAGCUAAAAAAGGAAGAGGUUUGGUUAUUUCACCAAAAGAUUAUUCAACGAAACAUAAAUUUUAA
Messenger RNA from Naegleria gruberi, 429 nucleotides. RefSeq lists its product as uncharacterized. NCBI's taxonomy places the organism in Eukaryota, Heterolobosea, Eutetramitea, Acrasida, Naegleriidae. The record is from RefSeq and is a predicted model, not a curated record. Gene Ontology annotation, biological process: mRNA splicing, via spliceosome. Bases 1 to 429 code for a protein of 142 amino acids. The transcript has a single exon. Gene Ontology annotation, cellular component: spliceosomal complex; U4/U6 x U5 tri-snRNP complex; U5 snRNP.